Linum tenue is the source of this 1341-nucleotide messenger RNA. Lineage: Eukaryota; Viridiplantae; Streptophyta; Magnoliopsida; Malpighiales; Linaceae. The record is from the annotation of a GenBank genome assembly.
AUUUCCCAGCCUAUCCAUAUCCGUUGGAAGCUCAAGUUUUCAGGUGGGAACUUUAGCGCGGAGAGGCAGAGCUCGUCCUUUUACCUCCGUCCUCGUCAAUGGCGGCUCUUGUAUCCACCACUCCAAUCAGAACAUCGUUAAACAUUUCCGGUCCUUCUUCCCCUUUCAAGGGAAACGUGGCGAGUCUGAGAGCAAAACCAUGCAAUUUCAAUCCGGUCAUCAGGACCCACUCGACGAGCAGACCUCAGGCGAGACCAUUCAUGGUGGUUAACCAAAGGGCCUCUGCUGCGGCCGCGGUUCCGGCGGUUGGCGAGCGGUUCCGGCUGGACAAUUUGGCGCCGCAGCCAGGUUCGAGGAAGAAAGCCAAGAGAAAGGGAAGAGGUAUCGCCGCCGGGCAAGGUAACAGCUGUGGGUUUGGAAUGAGAGGACAGAAAUCCCGGUCGGGUCCUGGCGUGAUGAGAGGAUUCGAAGGUGGGCAGAUGCCUCUCUACCGUCGAAUCCCUAAAUUGCGGGGAAUCGCUGGAGAAAUUGACAUGAUCCGCUUGUCCUAUUGUAUUGGGCAAGGCAUGCAUGCUGGUUUACCUAAAUAUGUCCCGGUCAACUUAAAGGACAUAGCAGAAGCAGGAUUUCAAGAGGGUGAGGAGGUUUCGCUGGAGAGUUUGAAAGGAAAGGGCUUAAUCAAUCCAUCGGGGAGAGAAAGGAGACUUCCUCUUAAGAUUCUAGGUGAUGGGGAGCUCGACGUGAAGCUGAACUUCAAAGCUCGAGCCUUUUCGACGUCAGCCAGGGAGAAGCUGGAAUCUGUUGGCUGCUCGAUCACUGUCUUACCUGGCAGAAAGAAGUGGCUGAAGCCAGCAGUUCUCAAGAACCUUGCUAGAGCUGAUGAAUACUUUGCAAAGAAAAGAGCUGCUGCAGCAGAGGCUUCUUGAUCUGUGUACUAUAUUAAGCAGGAAAUUGCCCGCAAAAUGUAGAACAGCCCGAGCAGAGGUUCUAUAGUCUGUGUCCUAAACAAGAGCUCUGGUUUCUUCACUGCCUUAAUUGUAGUUGACAGGUCAGUUUCAGCAGAAGAAAGUGGACCUUUUCCGGAACCUUUUCCAAAGAUUGCUAUCCAUUUAACCUAGCAGAAGAAAGAAGAAGAGACUGGGGGUAGGAAAUUCUGUUAUUGGUUUGUUAACCUAGCCGUUGUGGCUUAGGCGGCUUUUUUACCAAUUGGUCACAAUUACAGUUUGGUCCUCCCAUGUUCUAUUUACGACAAUGAACUUCUAAAUUCUUGCAAUCAAGUCCUAACUCGCACAACUCCCCUUCCCUUGUGCAAAGACUUGUCCUCAAGUCUAAAAUGCUGGA